CUGUUCACAGAAGGGAAGAGUUAAGAAUAGUCAAAAAUAUCUCAUCGUCUUUAAUUGGUACAUUUCCAAAAAUUCAAUUCUCAGUCAAACAAAUCUCUCAAAAACACCACGAGAUUUCCAUCCCUUUGCCUUAAAUCUCAAUUACGCGUCUUUUCAAUCGUACUUGUUUUUUGGUCAAUGUUACAUUUUUAAUUGCCAUAUUAUAUUCUGUUCAGCCUACUCUGCACUGUAACAACUACCCUGACUCAGUCCAUCUUUUCUUCUUCUGAUUACUACACAAACUUUUCUUUGGUUUUUCUUCAAUCUUCUGCAGUUCGUACCCUGAAUUCAGCCUACUCUGUUUAGCAGUUCUUUGUUAGGUAUAUAAAUUGGGUUAUUGUUUGAGAUAAAAUUUAAGUCUUGGAAGAAUAAUGGGAGGUGUUUGUUCUGGUGGAACACAAGAGCGGAAUAUAAAGCUUGAAAACAAGACUACUACAGGAUUUUCGGGGAAGCUCAAGUCAAAAAAGUGCUUUACUAAGCAAAAAGGAAAUUCCAAUUCACAUUCCUAUGCCAAUGCCAAUGACGAUGAUCUCGAGAGAGAGCGGCAAAGGCACGAUUCUGGAGACUUCGGGUUGCAAUUUUCCCGGGAACUGAAGCCAUCAACAUCCGCCAGGACAUCAGCUUCUAAGGUUUCCCACAGGAGCUCAUUUCUAGGAAGAGCUGGCAUUAUAGGACUAGAGAGGGCAGUCGAUGUUCUAGAUGCACUUGGAAGUAGCGUGUCAAAUUUGAAUGCCGGAAGUGGCUUUCUUCCUGGCCUGGUUUCUGGAGGGAAUCGAAUAUCUAUAUUGGCAUUCGAAGUGGCUAAUACAAUAGCUAAAGGAGCAAAUCUGCUGCAGUCACUUUCAGAAGAAAACAUCAAAUUCAUAAAAAACGAUGUCUUACAUUCAGAAGGAGUACAAAAGCUAGUUUCUACAAACAUGAGGGAGUUGCUAAGUCUUGCUGCGGCUGACAAGAGGGAUGAAUUGGAUACUUUUUCGCGUGAAGUAAUUAGGUUCGGUGAUCUGUGUAAAGAUCCACAAUGGCACAACCUUGGUCGAUACUUUUCAAAACUAGAUACAGACAAUUUUCAUAAACAAGCUGGAGCUGAGGCAGAAAUGAUGAUGCAAGAACUAACUACUCUUGCUCAACAUACCUCUGAAUUGUACCAUGAAUUGAACGCACUGGACAGAUUUGAUCAAGACUAUAGGCGAAAGCUGGAAGAAGCGGAGUCCUUAAAUCUCCCUAAAAGAGGAGAGAAUCUCAUGAUUUUACAAAAUGAGCUAAAACAACAAAGAAAGCUUGUAAGGAGUCUGACAAAGAAAUCUCUUUGGUCUAGAACUUUGGGAGAGAUCGUGGAGAAGCUUGUUGAGAUUGUCACUUACAUGCAUCAAGCAAUAUUUGAAUCCUUUGGAGACUCAGCAUCAGUCAAAAAGGAGAUUACUGAAAAUCCUAAAAAACUAGGUGUUGCUGGACUUUCAUUACACUAUGCUAAUGUAAUUCAUCAGAUUGACAACAUUGCAGCUCGCCCAGCUUCACUUCCACCUAAUAUCAGGGACACAUUGUAUCAUGGAUUGCCACCUACUGUUAAGAAAGAUUUAAGGUCCCGAUUACAGUCCAUUGACACCAACGAAGAGCUCUCAAUCUCACAGGUCAAGGAUGAGAUGGAAAAGACACUACGAUGGCUUGUUCCUGUUGCCACUAACACAACCAAAGCACAUCAAGGUUUUGGAUGGGUUGGAGAAUGGGCAAACGCUAGCAACGAAUUUGGAAGAAAUGCAGCCACAAAUAUCACCCUCACACGCCUUCAGACACUUUAUCAUGCAGAUAAACAGAAGACAGAUGCAUACAUCCUUGAAGUAGUGGCAUGGCUUCACCAUUUGAUCUGUUUAAUAAAACAAAGAGAUCAUGGCUUCAAGCCUCGGCCAGUUCGAUCUCCUACUUGUAAGGGUUUGGUUUUUCACUCUAAGAUGCAGCGAUUUCUAUCCGUCAACGUUGGGCCUAAAGCCCACAGGAUUGAACUUUCUCAAGAAGACAGAAACUUACUCAACAAGGUGACUGCGAGGAGAUUGAUUCCAGGAAUUAGCAAAAGUCAGGAACUUCCUUUAGGCAAAAACGAAAGGAUCAAGAUUUGGGCAUUAAGGAGUGCCGGGAACUCUCCUGAUAGGAGUUUUAGGGCAAGAAAGAGUCUAAAGCAUCCACAAACGAAUAUAUUGGAUGUCAUGGAUGGUUUAGAUCUCACAAUUUGAGUCACAUUCAAAAUUUCACCCUAUCCUUUGUCUAACUUUUAAGAUCCAUUUCAUGCCUCUAGAUCUCGUUCUUUUCAUUCUAUUGUAUAUGUUUUCCUAUGAGAUUUAUUCUAUCGUGUACAUAAGUCCUUUGAUAUGGUGGUAAUUUUAUUGAAAUGAUGUUCGAAUUAUUUGUGAGUUCUUGGCUAUAGGUGGGAGGUGACCCAUUGUUGAUAUAUACUCUGGAGAACUGCAGUUUUGGCACAUUGCUUCUUGAU
Molecule: messenger RNA, 2521 nt
Organism: Durio zibethinus
Lineage: Eukaryota; Viridiplantae; Streptophyta; Magnoliopsida; Malvales; Malvaceae
Product: protein PSK SIMULATOR 2-like
Biological process (GO): positive regulation of growth
Source: RefSeq, a predicted model, not a curated record